This is a messenger RNA of Canis lupus familiaris (dog), 1944 nucleotides long. It is a transcript of the gene HTR3B, whose product is annotated as 5-hydroxytryptamine receptor 3B. The record is from RefSeq and is a predicted model, not a curated record. The transcript has 9 exons. The coding region runs from base 313 to 1683 and encodes 456 amino acids. Gene Ontology annotation, cellular component: neuron projection; postsynaptic membrane; synapse. Gene Ontology annotation, biological process: signal transduction; regulation of membrane potential; chemical synaptic transmission. Gene Ontology annotation, molecular function: neurotransmitter receptor activity; extracellular ligand-gated monoatomic ion channel activity; transmembrane signaling receptor activity. Lineage: Eukaryota; Metazoa; Chordata; Mammalia; Carnivora; Canidae.
CGUGCGCAGGGCUCCAGCGUGGGUGUCCGCGCCCCCGGCCCCGGUUCUGCCGCGGGGCUCGCGGCCUUGGAGGGCGGCGCCGUAACGCGGAUUCAGAGCUCGGGGCGCCCCCGCCCCCGCAGCCGCCACACCUGAGACCGCGUUGUCAACAACUGGGCGGAAACGCGGGCUACUGGCCGUGAACCACGUUUAUUCCCGUGUAUCACGGCGACAGGCGGUGGCACCUCGGCCUCGGCUGCCCCAAACGUGUGCGGCGGGGCGAGACCCCCUUCCUGCGCGGGCCCCUGGCGGCGUCCUGGGCGGGCAUCGGAGAUGGAGGACGGCCGUUCCCGUGCUCCUGGCGUCGCGGUCGCUGCGGCUGUGGCGGCCCCCGCCGGGGCUUCCGAGUCCGCAGAAAUCCUAGCCAUAGAUACGCCUCAUUCCAGGAAUUCUGCUCUGUAUCGUCUCACGAAGCAGCUAUUACAGAAACAUCACAAGAAAGUGAGGCCAGUUCACGACUGGACCGUGGCCACCACGGUACACCUGGACGUGCUUGUCCAUGCCGUAUUGGAUGUGGAUGCACAGAACCAAAAAUUAAAGACAAGUAUAUGGUACCAAGAGGUUUGGGAUGAUGAGUUUUUAUCCUGGAACCCCAGCAUGUUUGAUGAGAUUAGAGAGAUUUCUCUUCCUCUAAGUGACAUCUGGGCCCCUGACAUCAUCAUUAAUGAAUUGGUGGAUGUUGAGGGGUCACCUGACCUUCCGUAUGUCUAUGUGAACUCCUCUGGGACCAUUAAGAACUCUAAGCCUAUGCAGGUCGUUACUACAUGCAGUUUAGAGACAUACGCUUUUCCGUUUGACAUCCAGAACUGCAGCCUGACCUUCAGUAGCAUCCUGCACACAGUGGAAGAUGUCAACCUGGCCUUCCUGAGGAGCAGAGAAGAUAUUAAGCAAGACAAGAAAGAAUUUUUGAAUGACAGUGAGUGGGAACUUCUUUCCGUGUCCUCAACAUACAACAUCCUGCAGAGCAGCGCUGGAGAUUUUGCGCAGAUUCAGUUUAAUGUGGUGAUUCGCAGGCGCCCGCUGGUCUACAUCGUGAGCCUGCUGAUUCCCAGCAUCUUCCUAAUGCUUGUGGACCUGGGGAGCUUCUACCUACCACCUACCUGCCGGGCCAGGAUUAUGUUCAAGACCAGCGUGCUGGUAGGCUACACCGUCUUCAGGGUCAACAUGUCUGAUGAGAUGCCAAGGAGUGCAGUGAGCACCCCUCUGAUUGGGGUCUUCUUCACAGUCUGUAUGGCUUUCCUGGUUAUCAGCUUAUUUAAGUCCAUCCUGUUGGUCAAAUUGCUCUAUGAUGAGAGGAACAGCGGGCAGGAGCGGCCCCUCUUCUGCCUUCAAGGGGACACUGAUGUCGAUGGGCCUAGAGUAGAUCCCAGAGCCCAGCUUGCUGGGGUCCCAGAGCCCAUCUGUCGAGAGCACCUGGCCCCAACAGGAACCCUGGAGGAAGUCUGGUUCCAGCUUAAAUCCAUCAGCACCUACUUCCAAACCUGGGACCAGUCAGACCAACAGGAGGUUAAAUGGCUGGCCCUCCUGGAACGUUUUGACCGACUGCUCUUUCAAGCCUACACCAUCAUACUGGGGCUCUAUGCCAUCACCCUGUGCUCCCUCUGGGCCCUGUGGGGCAGCUCGUGGAGACUCAGGGCAGGCUAAUGGGUUUUGUGGAGAGGAGGGAAUGGAGCAUAAUGGGUUAAAAAGCUCCUCACCUCUUGUUGCAGUGCAGGUGUUCACACCUGCUGAGGUACUGAAUGACCUAGGAUGAAUGUAUUCAUGACAAAAAUGUCCAGAUAUCUCAUGGUAUACAGUGAAAAAGAAGCUUGCCUUCUUAUUCUAUUUCUCUCCCCAAAAGUGACCACCAUUAGGAAUUUCUUUCAGAAAAUGUCUAGGUACAUUACAUACAUACAUGUUUUGACA